Molecule: messenger RNA, 321 nt
Organism: Trypanosoma theileri
Lineage: Eukaryota; Euglenozoa; Kinetoplastea; Trypanosomatida; Trypanosomatidae
Exons: 1
Coding region: 1-321 (106 amino acids)
Source: RefSeq, a predicted model, not a curated record
AUGACAUCUGAACAAGUCGCGGAGUUGGAGAAGCGUGCCGCCGCCGCCGAGUUGGCUAUAGCAGAGUUGAAGGCAAAACUGCAGGAAGAAUCCCUAAAGAAUGCGGCGGCUGGUAAUAAUAAUAACGCGGCGCUGGAGUCUAAAUUGCGGCAGUUGCUGGAUCUCAUGCGGGAGGACCGGCAGGAGUGUGAGGCCAUUCGCGCCCAGCGGGAUGAGUUGAAGGAAGAGAAUGAGCGACUGCGCACGCAGGUCUCAAAGCAUGAGUACCGUAUUAAACAUCUCCUGAGGACUAUCAACGAAAUUGAGUCAGCGAAACAGUAA